UUGCAAUAUCAGGCUACCUAUAUUGGUGAUGCAGUGAGCACGAUAUGCAAAGUUGUUGUGAGCGAUCUAUUCACCGUCCCUUCUCGUGCCAUUGAAGAGAUUCUUGUUCGCUUAGAGCCGAACCGGCUGGCUAUUGAUGCCAGUUUUAAACUAACAGCGAAUCAUGUGGCCAUCUUCUAUCGUGAUUUCAGAGAAGUCAUAGAACCUCUGAGGGAGUUUGUACGCAACAGUCCCAGUCCUACAGAUCCACUUUCCCAAUAUACAAAUCCAUCGGAUUCAACGAUAGGCUCUCAGGACAUUGUGGAGUUGGAUGAAACAGACCCUGUUCUGCUCGAUCGCCAUUUCCUUAUAAAGGGAAGCCAGUUGCUGAAGCUUUUCCGUUUUUGCCCAUCUUGCGGCUCCAAAAUAUCAGAGUCGAAAAGAUGUGUGCGUCUGAGGGCUGUUGGAACAGCUCCUGUCGUGGAUUACAUCUGCACGACUUGUUACCCUUUCGAAAAACGCUUCGAAGGACAGGAAAGGGCAGUUCCACAUCCCAAAGAGAAGUCGUUCAGAGGGAAUGUCCAGGCUGUUGUUGCUGCCAUAACAACGGGAACCAGAUAUGUGGAACUGCAACGGUGGGCUGAAGAAGCUGAUAUUGCUCUUUUUUCAAAGAGUUUCUUCUACAAAAUUUUUCGGUGCAUUGAACGAGAAUACAUGUGGCACCAGCAGACUGUCUUAUCGAUAAUUAGGGAAGAGUACAGGGUAAAUCCGUGA
Cooperia oncophora is the source of this 753-nucleotide messenger RNA. Lineage: Eukaryota; Metazoa; Nematoda; Chromadorea; Rhabditida; Trichostrongylidae. The record is from the annotation of a GenBank genome assembly.